AUGAAACCUUGUGGUAUCUGCAAGAGGACUGGCCACAAGUCCCAUGAGUGCGUAGACCUAAAGAAUACGGUCUGUUACGAAUGUGCCGAGAAGGGCCAGAUAAAGACAAUCUGUCCCAGGCGUACAGCUGAGGGAAAUGCUAAUCCUGCGGAGAUAAAGAAACCGAAUACUAGAGCCUUUCAUUUAACUACAAAGGAAGCAACUAAAGACACGAAUGUCAUUACGGGUACCUUUCUUGUAAAUGAUAUAUUUACUAGAGCCUUAUUUGAUUCUAGAGCUGAUAAGAGCUUCGUUGACCAUAAAUUUGGUCAGCUUCUAAACCUGCCCUUAAGAGCCUUUGACAUUACUUAUGAGGUCCAAAUGGCCGAUGGUAGCAUAGAAAUAGCUUCCACGAUUCUUGAUGGAUGCGUUAUAUCCAUCAAGAACCAAUCUAUCCCUGUUAACCUUUUAUGUACGAAUCUUAUGGGAUUCGAUAUAGUUUUAGGCAUGGAUUGGUUAGCUCAUAACCAAGCCCGCAUUGCCUGCGAUAAGAAACUUAUCGAAAUUAAAUCCCCAUAUGGUGAUAUACUCACUAUUCGUGGAGAUCAACACUAUGGAUUUCCAGAGAAAGCAUCUUUGGUUAAGGCAUCCAGGUGCAUGUAA
Messenger RNA from Helianthus annuus (common sunflower), 642 nucleotides. RefSeq lists its product as uncharacterized. The coding region runs from base 1 to 642 and encodes 213 amino acids. Gene Ontology annotation, molecular function: nucleic acid binding; zinc ion binding. The transcript has a single exon. Lineage: Eukaryota; Viridiplantae; Streptophyta; Magnoliopsida; Asterales; Asteraceae. The record is from RefSeq and is a predicted model, not a curated record.